Exophiala mesophila is the source of this 3697-nucleotide messenger RNA. RefSeq lists its product as uncharacterized. The record is from RefSeq and is a predicted model, not a curated record. Lineage: Eukaryota; Fungi; Ascomycota; Eurotiomycetes; Chaetothyriales; Herpotrichiellaceae. The transcript has a single exon. Gene Ontology annotation, cellular component: chromosome, telomeric region. Bases 182 to 3697 code for a protein of 1171 amino acids. Gene Ontology annotation, biological process: telomere maintenance. Gene Ontology annotation, molecular function: DNA binding.
AAACAAUCUUCCUCCAUUCUCCCUUGCCUCAAACACUCUCCCACCACGUCGCCAUACACCCACACACCCUAUCCUCUCAAGCCAAUGCAUCAUGCUCACCACCACCACCACGUCUUGACCAUGUUGCCCACGAGACAGACCACCCACCCUCGUUGCCCUCACCUUUUACCUCUCCCUCAACAUGUCCGCCCUCCAAUUAACAACCUUUGAUUCCGCCGACCGUCUUCCCGUCCUAAACCUGUCCCCAGACAAUUCCAACCCGAGUUCCUACCUGGAAGCAGACGUGGCUCUGGUCUGGCCCUAUUCAAGUUCCUCCGCCACACUUGCAUUAUUACUGGUCGAUACCGACACCAAACCUGGUCAAGUCCGAGGUCAAGUCAAGGUCGUCUUUCGACAUGGCUGCGCGAGGCAAGUCGCAAACACAAAGGUUGGCAUUGGCGAUACUUUGCGCCUCGGUUUGAAUGAUUGCGCCUGGAAGGAAACAGGAGAUGUCAUUUCUACCCCAGGCAAGAAACUCGCCUGGGAUCUCGAAUACACCUCACGUGUUUGCGCUCAAAUAUCAAGAGAUGGCCAGGACUCUAUCAAUGUAGAUUACAAAAGAUCCAACUCUGAAGAGCCAGUCGCAACCACCGUACCUCUACCUCUGCCUGCUCUAUCACAUGUCUCUACUCCAGUCUCUACUCCCACCUCUAAUGGACUCCGCCGUCCCCCAACUGACACUAUUUCCGUUCCUUAUUUUUCUCCGGCAAAGUCAAUCAGAAGAUCUUCCGGCGCCACCUUCCUCGAUGGCUUCCUCGAACCCUCGGCCGGAGAGGAUGACUACAUUACUGGGCGCGGACGAAAGCGAACAAAGUUUGCUCGUCAAAGUGGUACUUGGAAUUUGAUCGAUUCGGAUGAUGAUCAACCUCAGACUCAGACCACAGUCAAUCACGACGACUCUAGCCGCAGAGAGGGCAUUUCCACGCCAGAAGACGCCCAUGUUCCUCUUUCCCAAGACCAAGUCUCGUCUGCUCAUGUCUCUUCCCCUGUCCAGCAACCGCCCUCUAUCAUGGGACCGCCCCAGACACCCGCUAAGACAUUACAUCUCACUCCACCUCAACCACCCGAAGCCCCUUCACCCAGCAAAGAUUCGGACAAAGCCACCACUCCUCGAUUGAUGCCUCUUGCCUCCCCUGGUCUACCCCUCGUCUCUCCACUCAUUCACCGCACUGGUGUCGAGUUCGGAUACUUUCCCACCUUCCAAGACAACAUGUCACAAUUGGACGCUUCUGCCAAAGAAUCAGUUCCCUCCGCAGAUGAUUUGCCCGGAAACGAGCCUGUUUCUAAAGGUUCACCUGACCUGGAGCCGCACCUGGCGCAACCAGACGAGCAAGCAUAUAUAGCACCAAGUUCCUCACUAGACAACAUCCCUCCAAGCCCACAUGAUGCCCUUACUACCUCAAACUUGAACACCACUGAACCUGAAGCCGAUCCCUAUUUUGUUCCUGACCAUUGGUUGUCUACUCUAGAAGCCAACAUUGUUCAAGAGUUGCAGCAGAAUGACCAAAUGUCGCCCGCUCCCGUCACCCAAGAGGCUCCUGUCACCGUCGAAAUAGAAUCGGAUGAUCUCUAUGGUCCUCCACCCUCACUACCAGACAAGGCCCCAGAUGCUGACCAAGAACCUGUCCUUGAAGAGCAAAUGACCAACCAUGAAAACUCUCCUGUUCUAUCCACUGUCUUACCCAAGAACGAGAUUCCAGAAAAGACAACCUCUGUCCAUGAAGAUAGCUCAGAUGCUGAGUCUCCUCCAGUCUUAUCCGUGUCGGCUUCAUCGACGCCAGAGCGCUCGCCUAGCCCUCAGACCGAGAAACUGUCCAAGUCUCCAGAGCCUGUACACGUGAUCACGAGUGAUGAAGAUUCAGAGGCAGACACAGACACCGGCGAAAGUGACGAGCCAGCCACACCCGAAUCCGAAGAAGCUGGCCAAGCUGAUGCCCAACAAGAAUCUGAACCUGCCUCUGAAUCGGAUGACGAGAUUGAAGUGACGGCAGUAGUGAGACACGAUGAACCAGACUACCCUGAGACCGAGUCUUCUCCACUUGCUUCUACUUCUCCAAAGGUGUCAUUUAUUGAGACCGUAUUGACUGAACUUGAUGAGCGCAGUGCUCAGGUGGAUGCCUCUGAUGCCGUUGACACCGCAGAUACUUAUGACGAGGCCGAAAAUGACGCUGAGGUAGAUUUGACCGUGCAAGAUCUUCAAAAGGAAAGAUCACCAUCGAAAGAACCGACUCAACCUUUGUCCCCUGAUGUGACUGCUCCUGGGAUUCCAGAUGAAUCAUCGCCAAAACCGCAAUUGCCAGAAGUGUCAGAUUCUGCCAGAUCCCCGAUGACCACCUCCAUCUUGCCUACUCCCGAUCAGACUCAGGACGACAAAUCUCGAUCUCAUGAGGAUCUCGUAAGCACAGCACUGCAACCAGAACAGGGCGUGCUAUUGCCCUCUCCAAUACCUACACAAGAUACACAGGAGACUGUAACUGCCGCGAAAGAUGCAUCGCUUCCAGACAGUCUUCCAGAUCAAUCAGAACCAAAUCUAGAGUCGACAGCCAUGCAGCCCAAUCCGCCUCAAAGGCCAUUGCGUCACCCAAUCAAACCCAAGAACAUUUCUAGUCCAUUCUUUACCCCAAGGCGAUCAGCGCGGCUCUCAUCACCCGAAGCACGCAGGGACAAAGGAUCCCCUUCAAGCCCGCUUCAAACCACGUUCCCAACGUCUCCCGUCUUGGAGUCGCAAGAAAAUGACGUUAUAGCUGCAUCGCCAGUCCUACCAACUACCGAGACCUUUCAUAGCAGCGAAAAGGGCCUGAUUACGCCAAUUGCGUAUUAUGUCCAUUUGAUUUCUCUACAGGAACAUUUUGGGCAAGUGAUAGAUGCUAUCGUUGUGUGCUCCGAUUCAGCCAAGGCAGACAGAGCAAAGUCAGGACCCAAAGAUUACUUUCUGAAUAUUCACGUCGUCGAUCAAACUUACAGCACUCCCGUUUUGGUACAGAUCUUCAGACCGGUCAAGAAUUCACUGCCAUCACUCAAUCCAGGAGACGCAAUCAUCUUGAGAAGUUUCAAGGUCCAAACAGUCAGGGGAAACUUUUCACUGCUAAGUACCGACACAUCGGCAUGGGCAGUGUCUCCAAAAGGCAGCUCUCAGCUCAUCAUUGCUGGUCCACCUAUUGAGCAUGGACUAGCUGAAGUUUCCUAUGCGUCAUCGCUGGUCGAGUGGUGGCAGAAGGAUUCAGCACUCGAAGAGCCUGAACAUAUUCCGGCCUCGACUGGACCACAAACACGAUCAAGUCGACGUGUGAACACAUCACCAGAAACCCUUGCCAAACCCAAACCAACUCCUAUCAGCGUCAGUCGUCGGAAAGCCAACAUGACGGAUAACUUUGGCAAUAGUAGUGAUCACGGUCACGAAGAAGCCGUGGAGAAUGAUCAUGAUGUCCAGUCUCCACUCCUGGAAAAACAGCAUGAUCAUCGUGGGUCUACAACACCAACCACCGCCACAGUGGAGUUUGCUCCGAGAAGAAGUGCAAGGCAUAGGAAAUCGCCUAGCGUCGUGCAUGAACUGAGAGACGGUACAAAAUAUGUGGAUGACGAGAACUCAACCCCAGCCAAAAGGGGUGGGAGUGUUGUCCAUGAGUUGAGGGAUGGAGCGAGAUAUAUCGAUGAGUAA